This is a messenger RNA of Poecilia reticulata (guppy), 5921 nucleotides long. RefSeq names its product Rho guanine nucleotide exchange factor (GEF) 11 (gene arhgef11). Gene Ontology annotation, biological process: G protein-coupled receptor signaling pathway. The record is from RefSeq and is a predicted model, not a curated record. Gene Ontology annotation, molecular function: guanyl-nucleotide exchange factor activity; G protein-coupled receptor binding. Gene Ontology annotation, cellular component: cytoplasm. Lineage: Eukaryota; Metazoa; Chordata; Actinopteri; Cyprinodontiformes; Poeciliidae.
UUCAACUGUUUUUGUGCUCGCGAUCCUUGAAGAUAUGCUGGUUGAUCAGCAGUCAGGACAACAAGAUAACAGAAGAGCAGAGAUCAUUAUUUUAAACAACGGGCACUGUAGCGAGAGCGACGGAUAUCAUAACUACGUCUGGAUUUCUCCUCUGCAUUAUCACGACAGGGAAACAAACCUUUGAUUAAAUCAGUGUUUUGAUGAGAGAAAAGGAACCUGCUUGGGAUUUGGAACUCCUCUGGAAUAACGUCCAGCUAUCCUCGCUAACAUGCCACUCUGCGUCUGAAAUAGCAACAGAACGGGACCCCUGGACAUACCUGGCAGCAUAUACACACACCGAAGGAGUCCAGUGCGUAUAGACAACCACGUAUCCUAAUGUUGCCAAAGCUAUGCGGUGGUUUCGUUUUGCAGAGCUACCCGGUUAGCUAGCUAGCUAGCUAGCUAGCUCGUCGGCUCGUUGGUGCUGCUGCAAGCCGGGGACGCGGCGCUUAAGGUCGGCGUGCGCUCUAACGCCAUGCCGGUGGUCGAAAGGGGCCUAUUGGUAGUGGCAGUUUCCCUCAGCUAACGUCGGCUGGAUGUAGCGGGCCACCGAAAAUUCUACGUGUUAGAUUAGUCGCAGGGGUAUUUGUGUUUAAAUUUGAAAAUAGCCGUGCGAUACAGCUGAAACAAAAUAUAUGGAGAGGAUUAGUUAGAUCGGAGCAUCUGCUACAAGCUGCACAUGUAAACAAGCCUGGCAAGUGUGUGGGAGAGAGUCUGUGGUUGAAGGUUAGCACUAAAUAUUCAAGUUAAUCCUUUGUUGCUAUCUGCAACACUAGUUCUAGGUGUUAAAGUUAAGCUCCAAGUGAUUUUGUUAAGUUCAGUAAUGGGCUUAAAAGUCGUGGAUGUUGUUGAUCUGCAGCGCUGUCAGACAUAUCAGCCAUUCAUUCAUGAUUGAUGACCCUUGAGGAAGCAGACUGUCUUUCAUCCAUUUCCACUACAGCGAAACCACAACGUUAAGCCACUUACACUUUCUGGAUAAUACAGGUUUUGUCAUUAUCAGGUAAAUACGGAGAGCUUUUUUUGGGUGGGUGAGUUUGUUUCAACAGCACUUUAUUUUUAAAGUCCCCACUGACCUCGCUGGAACUCCCUACAGUGUAUGGGAACAUGAGGGAUUGUCUGUUUGAUCUGAACCAGCAUCCAAGUAGCUUCAAGGACUGAUCAAAGCCCAACAGAGAGCCCCAUUGUGUGGACUACGAAUUGAACGGGGAAAGAGAUGGUGAUGAUAAGAGAGGCCCAGUGACUGUGUUUGAUCCCACACCAGCAAGCAGAGGAGAGCAGACAUGAGCCUCCGCCAGCCCACAUCCACCCUGGACAGGCUCAGCAGUCUGACAGCUGGCGAUUCGGAGCGCAGAGCCCCUGCCAGCCAACAGAGAGAGGUGACGAUAGAUGAGAGUUCAAGUCCUGGUCUGGUCCACAGGUGUGUGGUGGUGCAGAAGGACCAGCUCGGUUUCGGCUUCACUGUCUGCGGAGAGAGAGUCAAGCUAGUGCAGAAUGUCCGGCCAGGUGGCGCUGCAGUCAAAGCUGGGGUACAUGAGGGGGACCGGAUCAUUAAGGUGAACGGUUCACCGGUCUCCACCAUGACUCACCAGGAAGUGGUAAAGCUCAUAAAAUCCGGACCGUACGUCGCCCUGACACUACAAGGACCGCCCCCGUCCGCCACCUCCGUGCCCUUGGAGCCCCUCCCUUCAGACCCUACGCCCAAUCAGAGGUCUUCCCUGGCCGGGGAGGGCCUACCCCCUCCGCCUCUGCCCUUACCCUCCGGACUGGGCAGCACCCCAUCCCAAAGAAUUACUUUACCCAAACCGCUACAGGAUCCAGAAGUGCAAAAGCAUGCAAGUCAGAUACUCAGGAAAAUGUUGGAGCAGGAAGAGGCUGAACUCCAGGACUUGAUGGAGGAAUGGUUGAAGAACCCGUCGCCGUCGCUGGAGGAGCGCAUCGAGAGCGCCAAGAGGAGAGCUCACCAAGUCAGAGUCAAGAUUCAGAAUCAGGAGGGAACAGGAUCAGAAUCCGUCACAAACUACAUCCAAGCAGGAGAAGGAAGUUGUUACAGAUCUUCCUGUUCUUUCACAGGACGGCUGUCGAUGGACUCCAGUGAAGGAGACUUGGAGGCCUUUGAGAGUCCCAGCUCCUCCCCCUCAUUAUCCUUCAGGACCCCCUAUCACCGACGCCAGAACUCGGACACACACACCCUGUCUGACACGGGUGUCAAAGCCCAGAUCAUCAGCCCUGAGGAUGAAGAUGAAGAAGGUGAUGGCUAUGCCUUUAAUGAGAUGGACGGUCCCUUCCAGGACAUCGAGUUGUUGAAGUCACGGCCAGCACACAUGACAGUGUUCAUGAGAUACGUCUUCACCCAGCUGCUGGACCCAAACCCUCUGCUGUUCUACCUGUCUGUAGAGGCGUAUUUAGGCUCCGCCCCUAAAGACGCCCGCGCACUCGCGCCUCAGAUCUGCUCCCACUUCCUGGAUCCAGACGCUCCUUUGAAAAUCAAAGUACGCGAGGAAUUUCUAACAGAAAUAGAGAACCGCCUUCACGCCCAGGAGGACAUCCGAGGGCCUCUGUCCGAGCUGCAGCAGCAGGUUCUGCCGGACAUCCAGGAUCAGAUUCAAGACUACAGGAACAAGCAGAUGAUUGGUCUGGGCUCUCUGUUUGGGGAGGGAGACCUGCUUCAGCUGGACGGAGACCCCCUGAAGGAGAAGCAGGUGGUGGACAGACAGGUCGCCGCUCUCUGGGAGAUUCUAUCAAAGGAUGAAGAGGACAGAAGCUCCCCUCUGGCCUCAGCUGUCCUCCUCUACCUGCGACACUCCGGCAUCAAGCUCAGAGACUCCAAGGUCUUCCUCGGCCUGAGCACGGAGAAGGACAAGUGGCUGGCUUUUUUAAAACCCAAAAAGCCGAGCAGCGUGAAGAAAGAGAAAGAUGGAGAGGAUAAGAAGAGAAACCCCAUCCUGAAGUACAUCGGCAAACCCCGGAGCACAUCUCAGUCCACAUUCCACGUCCCGUUGUCACCCACAGAAGUGCGUCCCGGCAGCGUGAAGAACAUCAUUCAGCAGUUCGAGAACCACACAGAGCUUCCAGGAGAGGAGGACGGGGAUGGUGUGGACCCCCAGAGGCUGUCCUCCAGCAGCUUGGGAGAAGAAGGCAUGGACAGUCACAUGGUCUCGGUGCGUCUGGGGCGCAGCGGGUCGUUGAAGGCUCAGGGCGAGGACCGCCGGCGGGGCACCAUCUCCAGCGGGGACUCGGUGCCUCGCUCUCGCAGCGACGUGGACAUGGAGGACUGCGAGGAGAGGGAGCAACCGGGCCUCCGGCUGCUCCAGCACAGCGCCUCGUCGUCCGCAUCCAGCAGCUCCGCUCGGUCUCUUGAGAACCCUACACCCCCAUACACCCCUCGGUCCAGACGCAGGAGUGUGGACUCGCAGCUGGCCCUGCUACCAGACACCGCGGUGCUGGAGGACGAGGUGUCUGACGGUCAGAACUGGAGGGACACGGUUCCCCCUGAGCUCCUGGCGACCCUCAGCCCCAGGGAAGUGGAGCGGCAAGCCGUUAUUUACGAGCUGUUCACCACUGAGGUGUCCCACCUUCGGACCUUACGGGUUCUUGACAAGGUUUUUUACCGGAAGAUGAGAUCUGUGCUGAACUCGGAGGAGCUGGCCUGCAUCUUCCCAAACCUGCCUCAGGUCUACGAGCUCCAUGCGAGUCUUUGUGAGGAGAUGAAGAAGCGAAGAGAGAGCCCCAUCGUUCAGAACAUCGGUGACGUCAUGCUGGCCAAGGUUGAAGGCGCAGCUGGAAACGAGUUUCAGGAGCAGGCGUCGCAGCUGUGCUGCCAGCAGACUCAGGCACUGGAGCUCAUCAAGAACAAAAAACGGAAAGAUCAACGUUUCGCCCAAAUCAUCCAGGAGUGUGAGGCGAGUCCUCAGUGUCGGAGGCUGCAGCUCAAAGACCUGCUGGUGUCCGAGAUGCUGAGACUCACCAAGUAUCCUCUGCUGCUCGACAAGAUCAUCAAAUACACGGAGGGCGGCUCAUCGGACCUCCCGUCGCUGCAGCGUGCCCAGGCCUGUUGCCGAGGCAUCCUGAAGGCGGUCAAUGAAGACGUGAGGGAGACGGAGCACCGGCAGCGGCUCAGUCAGUACCAGCGCCGGUUGGACUCCGCGCCUCAGUUCAAGAGUCUGGACCUCACCAUGAAGAGAAUGAUUCACGAAGGUCCUCUCGUCUGGAAGAUCGGCAAAGACAAGCAGAUAGAGAUCCAAGCGCUGCUGCUGUCGGACUGCCUGGUCUUCCUCCAGAAAGGCCCAGACGACCGGCUGCUGCUGCGCUACCCGUCCCGCUGGAUGGGAGGAGGAGGAGGGGUCAUCGCGGACACCAAGACCUCCUUCAGUCCCGUGGUGAAGCUGGACUCGCUGCUCGUCCGCUCCGUAGCUACAGACAAAAAAGCUCUGUACAUCAUCAGCACCAAAGAGACGCAGAUUUACGAGCUGGCGGCGGGGUCGCCAUCUGAGAAAGACACCUGGAAGGAUUUACUUGAAAAGACCAUUAAAACUUCAUCUCCACAGAGCAAUCACGGAUCACUUCCUGUAUCUUCUACCAGCCUACGAAGCAGGUCACCAGCCUUAACUGAAGUCCACCCGGCGGAGGAGGAGUCGGAGUUUAUUGGGAGCCACACCUCCGCUGACGGCGGCAUGCUGGGUGACCAUCUCACCGACCAACCUGAAGCCAACAGCUGUGAUGAGGACAGGGCAGUCGGCGUGGCCGAAGCGGCUCUGCACGACGUGGAAACGCUGCGGAGGCUCAUACUGCCGGAUGUGGACGAGGACCGGAGGAGCCACGAUGUGGACGAGGACCGGAGGAGCCACGAUACGGAUGACACCCCCACCAACACCAUGAGCAACGGGAACCCCGACGGACGACGGCAGGACUCCCUGGAGACCGUCCUGGACCUCUGCCUGAGCGAGCCGGAGCCCGGGCAGCCGGAGGCUCCGCCCCCAGAAAGCAGGCAGCCCAGCGCCAAGGUGGUGCGGAGAGCUGUGGUUGCGGGUGCUCCUCCUAAUCCUCCUCAUUCUUCUUCUGCCCCUGAUGGCACCGCCGGCGAUGUUAGCCUCCCCUCCGAUCUGUCGUCGCAGUCUAGAGGCGAGGCCGACACGCAGGGGAACGUCUUCUACCUGGUGAUGCCGUUAGACCAAGGAGAGAGCGCCACCGACGACCUCCCCGACCCUCCUACGCCCACCGCAAGCCACUUCCCUCAACCUCCACAGGAAGUGACGUUAUCACAGACUCAACUGGAGGAGGUGGAGGAGGAAGAAGAAGAAGUAGUAGCGGCCUGCUGCCCGGAGUUCAUCCAAUCAGAGACAGAAACUAUGCAAAUGGAAGUAGAGUUAGAGGAAGACGACAAUGACAAUGAUGGUGAAGAGGAUGAUGAAACGGGCCCGCCUCCAGCUGCACAACAGAGUCACGUGAUCAGAAACGCGGAUGAGAUUUUCCUCACCAUCGAGGGCUUGAUGAGCAAGUUGCACAAGCUGAAGGAAAUCGAGAAGGCCCAUCACAAGCUGCUAGAAUCUCUCAGAGAUCCCUCCCUCAGUCUGGAGUCAGAGGACCAGGCAUGUCUCUCAGCAACCGUCUCCAGGACGCCGUCCAUGGACCGCAGCUCAGGAGACGGUAAGGAGGGGAACCCGGGAGAUCCCAGAAUCUUCUCAACCGGAUUCUGAGUGGAUUCCCUCGCUGUCGGCUGAUCUCCACAUGCGUCUGUAGGUUGAACACUAAUAAGUCUGGCGGAUCUAACCGCACAUCUCAUUUUACGAUGGGAGACGGCGCGAUGGAGAUAGAUUAUUAUUUUUUAAGGAUGUAAGUCUGGAGAGAGAAAGAGAGGCAGGAAAAAAAACCAGGUAGCAGAAGAA